This is a messenger RNA of Menidia menidia (Atlantic silverside), 429 nucleotides long. Lineage: Eukaryota; Metazoa; Chordata; Actinopteri; Atheriniformes; Atherinopsidae. The record is from the annotation of a GenBank genome assembly.
CUGGGCCGGUUUGGGUGUUGUCGGGAGUCAGAGCUGCUAGACAGUUUUUUCUCUCUUCAACAGGCGUGGCUCACAGAGAUUCAUGAAUAUGCUCAGCAAGAUGUGGUCGUCAUGCUGCUGGGCAACAAGGCCGACUCCACACACGACAGGGUAGUGAAGCGAGAGGAGGGGGAGAAACUGGCCAAGGGCAGGCAGAAAAAAAAACCCAUUUACCCGGGCACACUGGACAGCAUUUAUUCCUCUGUGCAGGAGUUUGGAGUGCCCUUCAUGGAGACGAGUGCUAAAUCUGGACUGAAUGUGGAGCUGGCCUUCACCGCCGUGGCCAAAGAACUGAAGCACAGGACCAUGAAAGAGCCCGACGAGCCCAAGUUCCAGCUGCAGCAGUACGUUGACCAAGAGAUGAGGACGGCUGGCUGCUGCCGCACAUAG